AUGUCCUUCAACAUUGAAUUACAGGAUUCUACGUUUGAUCCCUCCGAGUUACUUUCUACAUUAGCAAGCGAAGCAACUGAAAUAAUACAGUCCCCAGAAAUAGUACCCGAAGAAAAUUCUCAAUGCGACUUAGCUAAAAAAGUUAAAAGUCAAGUUUGGAAUUAUUUUACAACCCCGGCUGUUUCGUCCGAUGGAAAAACUCGUAAAACAAAAUGCAAACUUCCUGGAUGUGGUAAAGAAUAUAAAUAUAGUGGCUCACCUUCAAAUUUAAGAUAUCAUUUGAGGAAUGGUCAUGAUAUUAUCGUAAAUGCAAAUUCAAAAAGACUAGCUCAGAGUCAUACCAUAAGUCACAAGAGAUCUAAAAAAACAAGCCCAUCUAGAAAAAAUGAUUUUUCACUUACUGUAGAUUCAGAUUUUUAUCGAUUAAUUAAAUCAAAAAAUUCUCAAUAUCACACCUCUGAAUUUAUCGAUUCACAAAUAAUACACUUUUACGAUCAAUUGUUUCCUAAGUUAAAGAAUAUACUUCGUGAUGCUGAAUCCGUGGCAUUAGCAAUCGAGUCUAUUAAAAUUGAUAGCUGUUAUUAUACGAAGAUAACUUGUCAUUGGCUUUCUGAUGAUUUUCAGCUUUGUGAAAUUUUUCUGGAUAUUAUUCCAAUCCCGAAGCAUAUCGGUAAGGAUGACAUUUUCAAAAGCAUUAAAGGAGUUUUGAAUGUAUGGGAGAUAAACGAUAAAGUUAUAUCAAUAACCAGAGAAAAAUAUUUUUCAAAGGAUCAUAUAUCAGAUGCAAUUAAUAAUUUUGAAGAUGUUAUACAUUUGCAUUGUAACUAUCUUAUAAAACUUUUAUUGGCGACAAUUUUUGAUAGAGAACUCGAAUUUUUGGAUGAGUCGCAUAAAAAAUUAUUAGAAAAAGAAAUGGAUUAUAUUAUGGAUGAAGCAAAGAAAAUCGGUAUCAAUGCAAAAAAUUCCAAAAAGCUGAUGACUUAUCUGAUUAGACAUGAGCAAGAAUUUCUUAAAGAAGCACUUCGAGGAAAUAAAAAUCAUAACAUUGAAGAUCUGCUAAAAUACAUUAAUGACAAACUAAUAUUUAUAUUUUAUGUAUUAGAAUAUAUAGUAAUAUUGGAAGCCCCGAUUCGACAGUGGAUCACUGUAUUAAUCAACAGCCCUGAAACUACAUCUAAAGGAAACUGGAUAAAUAGUUUAAUGCCAGAUACUACAGUGAUCAGAUUCUUCAAUAAUUUGAAUCUAUGUUUUACAUUUUUAAGAAAUGCUAUGCGAAAGCUUGAUGAUGCUAAAAAUACGUUUUAUACUUUAGCAAUUGAAUUUUUACGUUUGGGGGAAUAUAUAUGGGAAUACGAUCAAAAAUUCGAAGAACGUAUUAAACAAAACCAACUUGUCAUAGACGAGAUUCUUACAAAAUUAUUUAUAGAUGAUAUGUACUCCUUUUUAAGAAUUUGUUUUGAUUAUAUACACUGUAAAAUUGCAUUUUUUGAUCCAUAUACAAAAAAUGCGCUAAAAGAUAAAAAUGAAAUGGACAAAUUGCGUCAAGAUAUUGAGUCAGAAUAUUUAGAAUUGUGUGCAAGAACACAAAACACAUCAUCAAAUUCUGGAUUGGUGAUGAGUUCUAAGCACUUUAGAAAUUUAGGAGACUAUGAAUUUGAAAGAUACAAUAUAUUAUCAUUACAUAGUCAAAAUGAACGCAUUAAUCCUAUUGAGUGGUGGCGUAUACACAAAGAUGAAUUUCCUGUUAUGGCCAAACUUGCACAAAAAUAUUUAGCCAUUCCUGAAAUAUGCUGUUCUUUUGAAGGAUCUCAUAAAACAAGAUACAAAAAAUUAAAAGCAUUGUUUGAUGAUUUCCCAAACUUUGACAUAGUUCGAAGAUACGAAUUUUUGGAGCAUAAUAAGGAUUACUUAUGUUAUGUGAUAGAAAUUUGA
Messenger RNA from Acaulospora morrowiae, 1932 nucleotides. NCBI's taxonomy places the organism in Eukaryota, Fungi, Glomeromycota, Glomeromycetes, Diversisporales, Acaulosporaceae. The record is from the annotation of a GenBank genome assembly.